Cryptococcus deneoformans JEC21 is the source of this 2151-nucleotide messenger RNA. RefSeq names its product helicase, putative. The transcript is spliced from 12 exons. The coding region runs from base 124 to 2004 and encodes 626 amino acids. Gene Ontology annotation, molecular function: ATP hydrolysis activity; ATP binding; DNA binding. Lineage: Eukaryota; Fungi; Basidiomycota; Tremellomycetes; Tremellales; Cryptococcaceae. Gene Ontology annotation, biological process: DNA repair; DNA-templated DNA replication; regulation of DNA repair. The record is from RefSeq and is a predicted model, not a curated record. Gene Ontology annotation, cellular component: nucleus.
GUCCAUUCUUCGUUGGUCGCCGUAAGUUUCAGUCUUUUGCUUUGGAAAAUCAGUCACUCCAUUUAAAUAGUAGCUUGAAUAGUAAGAAAAAAAUAUUUUGAGUGCUGACCAAACAUACCGGCGAUGUCCAAUAAAGUUAACUGCCCUAUCUGUAACAUCUCGGUACCCGAGGGCGACAUCAACCUCCAUCUCGACCUCAAAUGCAAAGGGGCUCCCCCAGCUGAAUUAUCUACUCCACAACAAGUAUUCGAUUUCACGAGCUCACUACAUCCGAAGACCCAACCAUCAACCUCCCAAACCUCUCCAUCGACCCAUCCCGGGAGCAGUCAAAGAGCGAGAGCUAGCCAAGCGAACUUAGAUGAGCGGAGGGCAUCUGUGGGGGCUGAUGGGAAGAAGAAUAUAGCGCCAGUUUUUCAAACGCAAGGAGCUGUUACGAAGAGGAAAGCGGAGGGGAAGGAAACAAAAGUGAUUGGUGGUGAUGGAUUUGGAGGGGGUAAGGGGGCGAAGCAACGGCGGGUGAAUCCCUUAGCUGCUGCUCAACCCUUGGCGGAACGAUCAAGACCUUCAGAGAUAUCACAGUAUAUCGGACAGUCAGAUAUAGUCGGUUUAGGAAGUCUGUUACGGGUCCAAAUUGAAGCAGGCAAGCUGGUGGGGAGCUGUAUACUAUGGGGACCACCAGGGUGUGGGAAAACAACGUUGGCCAGGCUGAUUGCAAAGUCUUCUGGAGCAGACUUCAAAGAACUUUCCGCGACAAGUUCGGGUACUCAAGACGUUCGGCAAGUUUUUGAAAAGGCUAAGAAUGGACUGCAGAUGACUGGAAGACGGACUGUUCUAAUGAUCGAUGAGAUACAUCGAUUUAACCGUGCCCAGCAAGAUCUGCUACUACCUUACGUUGAAAAAGGUUGGAUACAGCUUAUAGGGGCUACCACCGAAAACCCUUCAUUCAAGGUCAACGGUGCUUUGCUUAGUAGAUGCCAAGUGUUUACAUUACACGCCCAUUCUCCUGAAUCCCUUCAAAUUAUUCUACGCAAUGCCGUGCAAACCAUCUCUGAAUCCGAACCCAUCCCUUAUCUCCCAUCAGGGCUCAUCCCUUUCCUUGCGGAUGUUGCAGAUGGUGAUGCCCGUCAAGCACUUAACGGUCUCGAGCUCGCUCUGCGCACGUGUCAAACAAUGGACGAGACUGCCAGCGCGGAAAAAGCACAACGGGUCAAUUCCGCCAGUGGUGAAAAAAUGGAAAAAGAGGGGCAAAAAGACGAGUUCGAUGCGGCGGUUGAGGAAGCGGAGGAGGACUAUCAGAAGAAGAAGAGAGACGAGGAGAUUAUGGAUGCUGUGAGGCGAGGAUUGCAGAAAGGGUAUAAUAGGACGGGAGAAGAGAGAUAUGAUAUGAUUUCGGCGCUGCACAAAUGCUUGAGAGGAUCGGACGGAAGUGCAGCAAUGUACUGGCUGGCUAGGAUGAUUACCGGCGGGGAAGAUCCCUUAUACAUAGCCAGAAGGUUAAUCGUAGUGGCGAGUGAGGACGUAGGCCUGGCAGAUAACCAUGCGCUGCCACUGGCUAUGGCUACAUAUCAGGCUUGUCAAACGAUCGGUUUGCCCGAAUGUCGAAUUAAUCUUGCCCAUUGCGUCGCAUAUCUGGCUGAAGCUCCCAAGUCAACAAGAUCCUAUAAGGCUUAUGCUGCAGCAGAACAGCUGGCAACUAUGCCGCCUUUACCUGGCGUUCCUUUACAAAUCCGCAACGCUCCUACCCAACUCAUGAAGAAGUUGGGUUACGGGAAGGAAUAUGCGUACAACCCAGAUUAUGGUCAUCCAGUUCAUAAUGACUACUUACCUGAAUCCCUUCUGCAACAUUCUUCGCACUCUCAUGAUCCAAGUCAACACAUUCUCAAGACAGCGGACCAGUUUGAGGCGGACAAGAAAUGGGACGAGGAGCAUCUUGAUGAGUGGGAGAGGGUGGUGAACGACGGUGUAGCUUGGGAAGGGAGAUAUGAGCGAUUUGGUGAGAUAUAAUGGUGUCAACGUUAGAGUUUGAGCCUCAGCUUAUAUCUGGCCCCCGGCGCGGGCCAUGUGUCGGAGUUGAGGAAUAAGGCGACUGACUGUCCCUAAGUAUAUUUGUAUUGUAGCCCAACUCGAGCAUUUAUGCAUCUUAGUCAGUAG